Molecule: messenger RNA, 510 nt
Organism: Aspergillus nomiae NRRL 13137
Lineage: Eukaryota; Fungi; Ascomycota; Eurotiomycetes; Eurotiales; Aspergillaceae
Product: RpiB/LacA/LacB family sugar-phosphate isomerase
Exons: 1
Coding region: 1-510 (169 amino acids)
Biological process (GO): carbohydrate metabolic process
Cellular component (GO): intracellular anatomical structure
Molecular function (GO): isomerase activity
Source: RefSeq, a predicted model, not a curated record
AUGUCUGCCGAUCAGAAGCCCCUUCGCAUUGUCAUGGCCUGUGACGAGGCUGGCCAACCCUACAAGGAGACUCUUAAGGCUGCCCUCGAGAAGAACCCUCUCGUCGCGUCCGUCGCUGAUGUUGGUGUCAACUCGACCUCCGACAAGACUGCCUACCCUCACCCCGCCGUCGCCGGUGCGAAACUCAUCAAGGAGGGCAAGGCGGACCGUGGUCUCUUCAUCUGCGGCACGGGUCUGGGUGUUGCUAUCGCCGCCAACAAGGUUCCCGGCAUCCGCGCCGUCACUGCUCACGACUCCUUCUCCGUCGAGCGUGCGAUCCUGAGCAACGACGCCCACGUCCUCUGCUUCGGUCAGCGCGUCAUUGGCAUUGAGCUCGCUAAGAAGCUUGCCAACGAGUGGCUGACCUACCGCUUCGAUCCCAAGAGCGCAUCGGCCGCCAAGGUCCAGGCCAUCUCCGACUACGAGGCCGAGUUCGCCAAGCUCAGUAAAUCUUCUGAUAAUGGCGCUUGA